AUGGCUUCCCUCAUCGCCCGCAGAGCUUUCAGCACGACCGUCCGCCGCCUCACCACCGGCGAGGAGGCUCUCAAGAGCGAGUCCAAGAAGAACCCCGAGAUUCUGAUCCUCGGCGGUAUCAUGGUCUGCGCUCUUGGUGGUGCUGGCUACUACUUCGGCCGCUCCCCUACCAAGUCCACCUCCGAGAACACCGUCCCUAUCGCCGACAAGAGCAUGCCCUGGGAAAGCGGUUCGACCCACGGCAAGUACCAGUAUCACCCCGGUGGUGAUGCCAGCGCUGCCCCCAAGGAUGCCCCUAGCGCUGUCAACGUCGUCGUUGUCCCCAACGUCACUCUGCCCAAGGAGCUUCACGACAGAUACAACAAGUGGGGCAAGGAUGGCUAUUAA
Molecule: messenger RNA, 387 nt
Organism: Podospora anserina S mat+
Lineage: Eukaryota; Fungi; Ascomycota; Sordariomycetes; Sordariales; Podosporaceae
Exons: 3
Coding region: 1-387 (128 amino acids)
Source: RefSeq, a predicted model, not a curated record